UAACCAUCUUCGCUCAGGGACAACCGCUGUUUUUGGAUUCUUCUACCUCCAAAAGGGGUUUCAGAAAGAGAUAUUAAAAGAGCAGAAAGUCAAGUUUUGGAUUCGCUGGAGGAGUUCUAAGGAUGAGGACUCCGGUUGCGAGAGGCUGGGUCUCGGGCGUGGUGGUUUUAGUGGUGACAUGGACCGGAUGCGGACUGCUCACAGGUUGUGAAGGUUCCGACACGGCGCAGAAAUUGUAUGAGACUUUGAUGGAGACCUACAACCCGCUCAUCAGACCCGUUGAGAACACGUCGGAGGUACUGGAUGUACGGAUCGGACUGACUCUUUCCCAACUCGUAGACGUGGAUGAGCAGAACCAAAUCAUGAUUACCAGUAUCUGGCUGAAACAAAAGUGGAAUGAUUACAAACUAUCGUGGAAUCCAGACGAUUACGAUGGACAGACACGUAUGUACCUUCCAGUUGACCAAAUAUGGAAACCAGAUAUCGCUCUGUAUAACACUGCAGAGGGAAACUACGCAGUUGACGUCGUGAACAGCGCCACCGUGAAAUAUGACGGUACAGUCCUAUGGAAUCCACCUGUUAUCUUCAGAAGUUCCUGCAGCAUUGAUAUCUCCUUCUUUCCAUUCGACGAGCAGCGCUGCAAGAUGAAGUUUGGUACCUGGACGUACGACGGCAGCGUGGUGGACCUAAACCCAUUGAGCCACCGUGUUGAGAGAGAGAACUACCGGCCGAACGGUGAGUGGGACAUCGUGGAAUCACCCAUCGAGAAACACGCCAUUAAGUACCCGUGCUGCACUGAAGUGUACCAAGACGUCACGUAUACUUUCGUGCUGCAUAGGAACCCGUUGUUCUACGUCAUCACGCUGGUGCUACCGUGUAUUCUUAUCGCUCUAUUGACUGUCUUAGUAUUCUAUCUUCCGUCAGCGGCUCAGGAGAAGAUCACGCUCUGUAUCUCAGUUCUCCUCGCCUUGAUUGUGUUCUUGCUCCUUAUCCCGUCCAUCAUCCCUCCGACCUCCACCACGGUGCCUCUCAUUACGCGCUACAUGCUCUUCACGAUGUCCAUUGUAUCCAUCUCUAUCGUGGCCACGGUCUGGACAAUCAAUGUCCACUUCCGGAACACCAACACCCACACCAUGGGGCGGUUUACCCGCUUGGUCUUCAUGAACUACUUGCCCCGGCUGCUGCUGAUGGAUCGUCCGGGUGCCGCAGAGGAGCGUAAGGCGAAGGAGAAGCAGAAGCAGAUGGAGAGGGCAUUGAUCCGUAGCAACGCAUCUUCGUCCUUCGUGUACACACCAGCAGACGAGGCAGGGCAGCGCGGUAAGGGGCCCCGUGGCUACGGUAAGAUGACCGGGUCCUCGUCCACGAUGUCACCGUCCCUACGAGAGGAGAUUGAGUACCGGGAGAGAGGCCACGACAUGCAGAGAUACGAUGAAUACAAACCCAUCAGGAAGGAAUGGGGAGAUCUACUGGAGGGUCUUCAGUAUAUUCAGCACAACUUGGAGGAAGUUGACAAAGUGGAUGAUUCAGAAGAAGAAUGGAAGUUCAUUGGUCUGGUGAUAGACAAGCUUCUCCUAUGGAUCUUUCUCAUCACAGCUACCUUCGGCACCGUUGGUUUCUUCAUUCAAGCUCCCAUCUUCUGGGAAUCCCCAGAUCUUCACAAGAGCGAAGUCUACGAAGACCCUAUUGUUCUGCUAAGUGCCGGUUACUACGACUUGUUCCCCACUGUCCCUACCUCUGAGGUCAUCCCUACAGUUUCAACAUAGGGGUUUUGGUUCCCAGUUACUUUGGUAUAGACUUUUAUCACGCUGCCUCCAUCUUAGUCUUGUUCCUUGUAUCGAAUAACAAUACUGAAUGCUUAUAACCAUUUUGCAAUAGGAACCAGACUAUUUUUUCCUUCCAGCCUCGGUUUGGUUACAUUAAUAUAAAAGGGAAAUAUUCAAGAUGGCUGCACCAUGAUAAAGGUCUAUUGGGGCCCAUUGUGGAUAAUGGGUACAGGUGCUUCCAUAGUGUUUUAUAAAUGUAAUAACUGUAUCAAACUUGCACCAUCCCGAAGCCCCUUGCACUGACGUCACACGCAACUAGGGUCUGUCCAGACUGGUACUAGCCUGAACAUCUGACGUCACACUUCGAGGCUCGUGAAUUACGGCCAUUUUGCGAAACCACGGCUUCGACUUUGGAUUCGGCUUCAGGCUCCGUCCGCUCGUCUGAAGCCCUGGGCGCUUACCAAAAGCACGCGCAAUUUGUCAAAACAACCGCGGGGCCAAGCUAGCCUGAGUCGAAUUUAGAGCCAAAUCCGUGGAUUCGAAAAGGGCC
This is a messenger RNA of Asterias rubens (European starfish), 2313 nucleotides long. RefSeq names its product neuronal acetylcholine receptor subunit alpha-3-like. The transcript is spliced from 7 exons. NCBI's taxonomy places the organism in Eukaryota, Metazoa, Echinodermata, Asteroidea, Forcipulatida, Asteriidae. Gene Ontology annotation, cellular component: postsynaptic membrane; synapse; neuron projection. The record is from RefSeq and is a predicted model, not a curated record. Gene Ontology annotation, biological process: regulation of membrane potential; chemical synaptic transmission; monoatomic ion transmembrane transport. Bases 123 to 1763 code for a protein of 546 amino acids. Gene Ontology annotation, molecular function: acetylcholine-gated monoatomic cation-selective channel activity; transmembrane signaling receptor activity.